UUAAUUUUUUUGGUGCUGGCAACAAUCCUUGUAACUUUGGCAACCAUGUUUUCAAUUUCCUUUCGCUUCUGACAUUUGCGUUAUUCGCGUGUAAUUUUAGAUAAUCAAAAUGCAAAACGACGCCGGCGAAUUCGUUGACUUGUACUGCCCGAGGAAGUGCUCCGCCAGCAACCGGCUGAUCCACGCCAAGGACCACGCGUCGGUGCAGCUGGUGAUCGCGGACGUGGACCCCGCCACGGGGCGCGCGGGCGACGGCGCCAAGAUGUACGUGGUGUGCGGCGCCAUCCGCCGCAUGGGCGAGUCCGACGACUGCAUCGUGCGCCUCACCAAGAAGGACGGCAUACUUGCCAAAAACUACUGAUGGCAUCAUAAGAAGCUGUAUAUUAUAAGGAAAACAAUAAAAAAAUUGUAAAAGUU
Messenger RNA from Bicyclus anynana (squinting bush brown), 417 nucleotides. It is a transcript of the gene RpS21, whose product is annotated as 40S ribosomal protein S21. Gene Ontology annotation, cellular component: cytosolic small ribosomal subunit; ribosome. Lineage: Eukaryota; Metazoa; Arthropoda; Insecta; Lepidoptera; Nymphalidae. Gene Ontology annotation, molecular function: structural constituent of ribosome. The coding region runs from base 110 to 361 and encodes 83 amino acids. Gene Ontology annotation, biological process: endonucleolytic cleavage in ITS1 to separate SSU-rRNA from 5.8S rRNA and LSU-rRNA from tricistronic rRNA transcript (SSU-rRNA, 5.8S rRNA, LSU-rRNA); translation; endonucleolytic cleavage to generate mature 3'-end of SSU-rRNA from (SSU-rRNA, 5.8S rRNA, LSU-rRNA). The record is from RefSeq and is a predicted model, not a curated record. The transcript is spliced from 4 exons.